CCUUGUGCUUAAGAUGGAGAGAAGACAUCAAACACUAUGCCAUCUUUUCCUCAAAUGCCUUUUGUUGGUUGCGAUUUUGCUCUCCAACAGCUUCAACGAAAUUUCCACUGCUCAAGCCAUGCGGUCGCUCCACAAAUACAGGAGCAGUCUGCCCAACAAAAUGAUAUUCAUUGAUGAAUACUUUCCGCAUACUAUUUCAAGAAAUGAUGAAUUGUUGAGACGCAAGUUACACGACGACGUGCCAGGAGGACCCAACCCAGGACCCGGACCCCCACAUUUCAAGCAGAAUGGAUCACCAUCAGGCCCUUAAAGUCAAGGAUGAUAGCUCUGUUUGAUUUGAUUUGAUUGCCUAUUGUUUUAUUUUGUCCAAGGUUUUCAAUCCAUAGUGUACUUCGUCUCUGCACCGUUACUAUUAUACUUGCAUAAGAUCGAGUACGUGGUGUAAUAUAAAUAUUCUGGAGUAUGCCUUUGAAAGUUAGGUUCAUACCUUCAAUGUAUACAUUUCCGAUUUUGAUAUACGUACUCUCCACGUUCUGCUACGGAUUCACUUAUAAAUUUUCAUUAUUUGGUUAUCUAAGAAAAGUAUUAAUUACCC
Cuscuta epithymum is the source of this 595-nucleotide messenger RNA. The record is from the annotation of a GenBank genome assembly. Lineage: Eukaryota; Viridiplantae; Streptophyta; Magnoliopsida; Solanales; Convolvulaceae.